Molecule: messenger RNA, 2385 nt
Organism: Menidia menidia (Atlantic silverside)
Lineage: Eukaryota; Metazoa; Chordata; Actinopteri; Atheriniformes; Atherinopsidae
Source: the annotation of a GenBank genome assembly
GCACACCUUCAUCACCAUUGGCUGUUGUUUGUUUGCUUCAAAACGGUCGGCGGAAUAAACAAUCAAAACUGUUCUGAAGGAUGGAUACAGAAGUGGAAUUUUUGCGUGAUCAAAUCCGCAGGUUAAAUUCAGCUCUCAGCCAGUAUCAGUAUGGGCACCGCACUCAGUCCACAUCGCCACAGGUGGAAGAGGUGCAGCGGGUCCAGUCUCCUGCGCCGUGGCUCUCAGAUAGAGGUAUAAUGGCUCCUCUCAUUGCUGAGUACGACCGGCACAUGGAUGAAAUGACUGAACAGCUGCAGAAAUACCAGGAGAUGAUGGCAGACAUCAGGUCGAAGAUGGAGAAGGUUGUGAAAGAAAACGAAAGGUUGCACACAGAGUUAAGGGAGACUGUUGAGAAGCAGCUCCAUGCUUUGCCCACGGCUUCAGGAGUGGAGGGAAGCAUGGAGGGGGAUGCCACCAUCAGAAACCUCCAGGAGCAGGUUCAGCUGUCUGAGCAGGAGCGGGUGCAGGCCAUGGAGCUGUGGCAGACAGCUGCCCAGGAGCUGGACCGCCUGCAGCAGCUCUACCAGAGGACAGCCUCCGACAGGCAGCUCCACGAUGCUCAGAAACAGCACCUCAAGGAUCAGCUUGUUCAGUUCCAGCAACACGCUCACCAACUCCAGGCAGCCAAUCGGAAACUGGAAUCGACUAACCAGCAGCUUCUGAGGACGGUGACGGAGCAGGGCACAGAAAUGGAGGAUUUACACAGUCAGCUCAGGCAGUCGAAGGCUGAACUCAGGACGGCCACAGCCAAAGUGGAGGAGAUGACCAAACUGCUGCAGCAUUUCCAGGAACAGAUGCAGAGACGGGAGGAAGAUGUGGCCGAGGCCCGAGGCAGAGAGGACGCAUCAGACAGACGACUCCACCAGCUCCAGACAACCUUGAGCCAGUUAGAGACCAGGCUAAAAGCUGCAUCUCAGGAGGCAGAGGCAGUUCGCAGAGAGCAAACUGUGUGGGAGAGAAAGGUGGGGGAACUCCAGGCACGUUGCACCACCCAGGAAGAAGAGAAGUAUGAGGCUCUUUCCAAAGUCCGGGAGAGUGUUCAAAUGGCAGAAGAGGCCGCGCUGCAGAAGGAACAGGCCCUGUUAAGAGAGAAGCAGAAGGCAGAAGAGCUUGAAAAGACUAAAGAUGCCAUCAAACAUUUGAUCCAAGAGGCUGCAGUCCGCACCAGGAAAGAGGUGGAAAAUGUGCGCAAGCAGUGCAACAUCCAAAUCCACCGUAUGGCGGAGGAGCUGUCGGCACUCCAGUUGGAGUGUGCAGAUAAAGAGUCUCAGAUUGAAAGGUCCCUGCGUGAGAGAAAAGCAGUCGAGGAGGAACUGGAGAAGGUGUAUAAGGAGGGCAGGGCAGAGCCAGAGUUCCAGAAGAUUGAUGCACUUCAUCAGAGGUGUUUAAAUGCAGAGAGACUGAAGGACGACGUUAGUCUCACUCUGCAAAGUACCCAGAACAAGAUGAAAAAGAUGGAGAUGGAAUACAGCGAGGAGCUGUCCCGGUGCCAGGAGGAGGUGCGGCGGCUGCAGGGAUCUCUGGCCGCAGCCCGGGACGACUGCGUCGGAAUAAGUGAGGGCCGGCUCCAGCUCCAACAAGAGAACUUACAGCUGCGCAAGGACAUGGACGAGCUGCGUAAGGCCACCAUGCUGCUCCAGAAGAAAGCCAAGCAGCAGGUUUCACAGAUGGAGCACGAGUUCAUGCUCAAAGAGCAGGGCCUGGAUGCCCGGGUCAGGGAAAUGGAGGAAAGCAGCCGCAGUUCCAGUGCUGAUCUGACACGCCUCCUCGCAGCUCAACGGAAAAGUUCUCAGCGAUGGAAAGAAGAGGCCACCAACCUUGUGCAGACCUUUGAGGCUAAAAUCACAGGCCUCAAGGCAGAACUGAAUCGGCAGAAGCAGCGCUCACAUGACCUAGAGAUGCGACUUGAAACCAACCAUAAUACUAUUUCAGAGUAUGAGAGGCAGCUAGCUGAAUAUCAGGAAAAGGCUAAUCGUCUCCAGAGGAGACUGACACAGGCUGAACAGAAGGCUGCAGCAGCUACACAGCAGCUUAACAUGCUGUCAUCUCAGCGAAGGAAAACAGCCAUGGUGGAUCUAGAAACUCUAUGAUCUUGGCAUGCCAUAAAAAUUUUGUUGACAAUGUGGUCAAAUUCACAUUAGAACACUAUUGCUAUAGUUCUUGCUCUGUUUUUUAACGUUAAUUAUGUAUAUUUCUGUUUUAUAUAAAAUGUUCUCAAGACCUUUUGAAAUGAAAGAAUUCUUAAUUAAAAGAGGGAAAAUGGGAAAUUGUCUAUGCAAAUGAGAAAUAAACUUUGUGAUAUCUAUUAAAUGAUUGAGAAAAUGUUUACAUUAAACUUUUGGG